AUGGUGUUUGUCCGUACCGCGAAGGUUUAUAAGGCAACUCUGAAGCUGUUCUCCGACCGCUAUACGAAGAACCUAGACAGUGGCUGGGAGGAGACGCCAAAAGUCCGUGUUCCGAUAAUCAACUUCAGUCAAGCUCCUACAAUCAACCACGUCUUUCUCGAGUGGCUAAUGCCCAAUACCACCUACAAAACUCCGUAUCUUGACGCUCCGGGGACCCUGAACACUGAACCAGCUGCUACUAGCAGCGUUAGCUACCAGUCGGAUGUCCCUGCAAUGCAAAAUGAUAGCGAUACCGAAGAAUUGCAUUUCGAGUAUACUUUCGCUCAAGAAACGCAGGAGCUAGGCAUCCCAGACGACAAAGUCCCUGACGAAGUCCCGCUGAAAUAUCUAGGACCGACGGGUAUGCUCCGAGCUAGUAUGUGUGCGCUCGACCAGGGGCUCAGUAAACCAUACCGUCCGGUCCAGGCCUAUACACGUCAACAGCUUGUUCCUAAUGGCGAGACCAUCAAGGUCAAGGUUCCACUGUGGCCGGUGGCCUUUGGCUUUCACAAAGGGAGGAAUUCGUCAUGA
Coniosporium apollinis CBS 100218 is the source of this 570-nucleotide messenger RNA. RefSeq lists its product as uncharacterized. The transcript has 3 exons. The coding region runs from base 1 to 570 and encodes 189 amino acids. The record is from RefSeq and is a predicted model, not a curated record. Lineage: Eukaryota; Fungi; Ascomycota; Dothideomycetes.